Molecule: messenger RNA, 897 nt
Organism: Colletotrichum destructivum
Lineage: Eukaryota; Fungi; Ascomycota; Sordariomycetes; Glomerellales; Glomerellaceae
Exons: 1
Coding region: 1-897 (298 amino acids)
Source: RefSeq, a predicted model, not a curated record
AUGACCCUAAUCACCCAUAUCCUCUCCGUCCUCUGGCCGCCUGCCAUCUUCUUCGUCCUCCUCAGCAUCCUCGUCCGCCCCCUCGAGUCCGUCUUCUACCACGCCGACCUCUGCGCCGCGUACCACCUCUUCGCCGCCGCCUCCGUCUACCUCACAGCCUGGCUCAACGCCAUCGUCAAAACCUCGCCCCCGCUCCGCCGCCGCCUCCGCGAGAUCCGCGACGACGCCGACCUCCUCCACCGCCUCGGCGCCCCCAACCGGGUCCUCGUCGAGGCCUACCUCGGCGGCUACUUCCUGCUGCCGAACCUCGUCGGCCCCAUCUGGAUCUGCUGGGUCGCCAACGCCGACAGCCGGCGCCUCGACGACCUCGCCCACCUGUACGGCUUCGCCAUCGGCCUCCUGCACGCGCCCCUGCUGGCGAGCCUGGCUGUGAAGCUCGUCGUGCCCUCGGUCUUCCAUGUCCUCUGCUGGUCCGUCGUCAGGGUCUCGCGCCUCGUGUGGCAGACGUCCGGGUACAUCCCUUCCGACCCUGCCGUCGCAGUGCAGAGGUGCCUCGCGGCGCUGCACGGCUGGCUCGAGAGCGUCCCCGGCCGGGUCGUGGAGAUGGUCGACCGGGACGUUCUGAGGACCGAGUGGGUCUUCAUGAAGCUGGUGACGGCCUUCGUCCUCGCCUCCUGCCUGGGCAUGCUAUACACAAUGACAAUCGAACUCUACAGGCCGUACCUGCAGCGUCUUGCCGUCCACGUCACCGCGCGGGUCAUCAUAUUCGUCGGGGACGCCAUCUUGAACGUUGGCUGGUGGGUCGAGGGCAUCGUGGUCAAGAGGGGGCUCUGGGAGGGCAUCGGCCUCUGGGAGACCAUGGAUAUCAUGCGCGAUAACACCCUGGUAACGUACUAA